Molecule: messenger RNA, 2973 nt
Organism: Closterium sp. NIES-65
Lineage: Eukaryota; Viridiplantae; Streptophyta; Zygnematophyceae; Desmidiales; Closteriaceae
Source: the annotation of a GenBank genome assembly
AUGGUAGAGCAACAUACGCGCUGCCACAUGGCCGACGUCGACAUGGCUGAUGCUAGACCAUCCACCGACUACAGUCCGACAUCUACCGAGGAAGAGACGCUCCCCUUACUCUACGAUCUUGACAAGCUGACGCAGAUUCCGGAAGGGGAGUUCACCAAGGACAUUCCCCCACCGCCGGUCGGGGAGUUCAACAAGAAAAAGAAACAGAAUCCGAAGCGAAAUGGACGGCCAGGAACUUCGUCGGCACCGGCCGGCUCUGGAAACCAGGUUGAGGUCGAGGAGGAGGAUGGGGGGGAGGAGGAGGAAGAGGAAAGCGAUGACGAAUACGACAAGCGUCCGCCGCGUAGCACUAGUCAGCGCACCUUGGAAGAACGGUUCAGGCGGGAACUUGAAUACAUAGAUGAUCUGCUCGAACAGGACGAGGAUACCGACGAGGAGAACUUGUCGGUGCCGCGCGAACAGUGGAGGGCGGCAGACUUCGUCGAGGAAGACAUGGUGUACGCGACCAUCGACGUGCUCGUCUUGGACGCCCUAUGCCACCUGCAGACCGUGGAGAGGAACAGCACGCUAAGGCAGUACACCUCGUGGAUCUACCACUACAAGAGGUGGGCGGCGAAGAUGUUGAUGCAAAUUCGCAACAAGCUUCCGCAGGAGUACAGGCUUAAGCGUGUCGACGAGACAGGGCACUACAUCCGGGACAACAAGAAGAAGAAUUGGGACCAAGAGGCUGAUGUCCCCCGGUCGCACGUGUGGCUGCACGGCCCUAGGGUCACCCCGUCCCGGCUUCGCGCAUACGUGAAGUACAUGGUUCGGGAGAUGAAGCUCGAUGCCGAGUCCAGCAAGGAGGGCGACAACGCCACAGGAACACAGCCGGUGCAAUCUACAACGGUGCACACGCUCCUCGGGCGCAUAAAGGCAUGCCAGAUGACGGCGAGAGUGGAGGCGACGAUAUGCCGGGAGAAGGAGCUGAGCAUCAUGCGUGAGAUAUCGGUGGUCAGGUCAGAGGUGCGGUUCAUGUUCCGCACCAAGAACGAGCGGGACCUCAAGGUGCUGCCGACGUGGGCGGCCAAGGCUUGGAACCCGCGGGCUUCGGGCCCGUCGCAGACGCUGUGGCGGUUUCUGCUGUUGAAGGUGCUCACGCUACUCUCCCACCAUUCUCUCCUGUGCGGCGCAAGCAUCCGCGAGAUCACGCUCCCCGACAUAUUCUUGUACCGACUGGCGAGCACCUCAUCGGUGAACCCGGAGAACCAGCCGGUCGUCAUGGACAUCGCUGCGCGGAACUCGAAGACGUCCAAGGAUGCGCGUUUGCAGCAGAGCUACGCUGCGCGGCACCUCGAAGCGGAGCUGUGCGCCGUCGACGAGACGGGCCUGUGGUUGCACUUCAUCCUCGACCAGGUCGGCCAGUUUCACAGCGUCCGCCUCAUUCCGUCGGUGGACACCAGCACACGCGCGAGCUGGUACAAGAAGCACCUCUUCUUCGCCAGAAACGACACCGACCAAGGGGAGCUCUCUGCGGCAAGCCACCAACGCUGGACGAGGCAGUUGUGGGACAAAAACGGGGUCUUCUGCAAGAGGAACGUGCACGCCGCUCGAGCCGGAGGGGCCCAGGAGCUGGCCAUCGACGGCACGCCGCACGCCGAGAUCGCGGAGCUGGGACACUGGGCGCUCGACAAGAUGACGCGAGCGUACAUCACCGCCAUUCCGGUGGGGGUGGUGAUGAAGAAGGCCGGUUACUCUGGUUACAAGCAGGACUACUUCUUGGGCCGGAGCAGGGUGGAGCCCUCCGAUAAGCUCUUGAAGCUCCUCGCCGAGUACAUCUUCCCCGGCGUCGACGACAUGCUGAAGACGGCGGAAGGGAAGGCUGCCGAGGGGUCCGACGCCGACAAAGCCGCGGUGCACUUCUGGCGCACACUCGCGAUGCUGCGCUGCAUCGUCGCCGAGGACCUAGCGGUGAAGCUGGUCCGCACACCAUGGCACCCGUACGUCCAAGGCUCCCUGCUCUGCCGGAUCCCCCUCUUCCAGCACUGGGCGAAACGGGUCGAGAGGGUCGACACCGAGACGAUCAACAAGCGUCGGGACCCGACCCAAAUUCAGGCAGAGGAAAUCUCUGUCCCCAUGGACACCGAGUACUACAACAUAUCCCUCAAGGCGACGCUGACGAAGGAGAUCGAGCGCGCCGCGAACGAGAAGAUUGACUUCCUGGAGGAGCUCGAGAAGCGCGACGACACCAUCGCGUCUCUCACCGCCGAGAUAACCCGUCUCACCGAGGCACUCCGUGUGUCAGAAGCACGGAGAGUGCCGGAGGCCCCGCCGUGCGCUACCGCGCAAUCUCCCAGCGAGGGUGGCUCGGCGGAUUCGGCCAACAUGGGAGCCGACGCCGACGGAGGGGACGACAAACCCCCGCCACCCCCACAGACUGACGAGGAGGCUAGUUACGAGGCUCAACGUGGUACAACCGUGGCGGGAGGCCAAGACCGAUCACCGAGCCGGUUCAUCGACCGCCACACCCUCCUCGCCGGCGCGACGCAGGGUGCACUCAACAAGAGGGUGCGCCACAUGCUGAAGGUCAUGGAUGCGGUGCGCCAGCUACGCGCGAGCGACGACGAAGCCGACACCGAGGCCGUGGUCGACACACUGCACAGGAUCGCGGCAUCGGGCAUCGGGACCUUCGCCGAUGCCCUCACGGUGCUCAAACCAGGGACGGCACCGAUGUUGUCCAAAGAGGCUGGCAUGGGAGUCAAGGGGCUGGGUCCCAAGGUGGUCUCGAAGCUGCGCCUCGCGUGUGCGCUUGUGGCGCUCAACCUGAAGCAGAGUGAUUGGGUCGAAACCCUGUUUCCAGACACGUGGGAGGAGCAGAUGCCGAAGACCAAGGCCGACCUGGCGAAGCCGACGGCACCGGCCAAGUCGACAGCACCGGCCAAAUCGACCGCUCCGGUGCACCGUCCUCCGACCAAGAGGAAGAAGUCGGCAUGA